This is a messenger RNA of Camelina sativa (false flax), 384 nucleotides long. RefSeq names its product heat stress transcription factor A-4a-like. Lineage: Eukaryota; Viridiplantae; Streptophyta; Magnoliopsida; Brassicales; Brassicaceae. The record is from RefSeq and is a predicted model, not a curated record. Gene Ontology annotation, molecular function: DNA-binding transcription factor activity; RNA polymerase II cis-regulatory region sequence-specific DNA binding. Gene Ontology annotation, biological process: regulation of transcription by RNA polymerase II; cellular response to heat. Gene Ontology annotation, cellular component: nucleus.
AUGGCGGAAUUUUUGUCUUCAUUCUACACCUGUGUAUAUGAGGUUGUGAACGAUCAUUCAUUGGAUUCAAUAAUAUCGUGGGGCAAAAGCAACAUCAGUUUCAUCAUUUGGAAUCUGAGAGUGCUUCACAGCAAGCUUCUUUCGAUUUCGAGGCCCUCACGUCUUCCUUACGCCAGUAUCAAAAUGUUCUUCUAUGACCUCAAGUAUUAUGGAUUUAAAAGAGUUGAAGAGUUAAAGGAAUUCGGAAAUGCUUCUUUUGUGAGAGGUAAACCCGAGCUCUUGCGGAAGAUGCAGCGGAAGUCUUUUGACAAGAAUCUCCGUAAAUAUCAGGCAAAUGUUAGAGCAGAGGACGCAACGGCUCGCUUGCAACAUUUGCGAAUUUGA